AUGUCGACUACUCGCCGCAAGAGCCGCAUUCGGGCGAGCAGGGCCAGGCUGCUGCGAAUGCUUAUGACAUGCACCAGCAUCAUCACCACCCGCAGCACCACCAUCAUCGAGGCUCGCUUCAACAUGCCGGGCCGUCCCCCCUACAACACGAGCCGCCUCCGCAUCAAUCCCACCACCAUGGCCUGCCGCAGCACUAUCCCGCAGCCCAUCCGCACCCCCAUCCAAUCCUUACCGACCCGUCACACCUGGCCGGGCACCACCACCACCCGGGCGCCGCGCGCCACAUGGGACAUCAUACACAUCCCGGGCCGCCACACUUUGGCGCCGGACCCGACCCAUACCCCCACGGCUGGGGCGGCGGGGGUGAAGCGGCAACGGCCGGACGAUCUGGACCUCGCCGUCUCGGGGAUGACGGAUCUCGAUCAGAGCCAGCUGGAGUCGAUGGCUCAGCAGACGCCAUUACCCGUUGGCAGCGCGUAUGCUCAACCGCAACCGGCGGCGCCGCCGACACAUCAUCACCACCGCCUUCCCGACACGGGUCCGCCCAGCAAGCUGAUGCGCCGAGACAGCGGCGGGGGAGGGGGAGGAGGAGGAGCACCGAGCGUGGUGGGGCAGGCCGGGAUGCCGGCGCCGGCGCCGCGGCCGCGGGGGCCCAAGCUCAAGUUUACGCCCGAAGACGACCAGCUCUUGAUUGAUCUCAAGGAGAACAAGAGCUUGACCUGGAAGCAGAUUGCGGAUUUCUUCCCGGGACGGUCGAGCGGCACGCUGCAGGUGCGGUACUGUACCAAGCUGAAAGCGAAGACUACGCAGUGGACUGAGGAAACGGAUCAAAAGCUCCGGACGGCCCUGCAGGACUAUGAGAACGAAAAAUGGCGCAUCGUCGCCAACAAGGUCGGCACUGGUUUCACUCCCGCCGCUUGCCGUGAGCGGGCGGCGCAGUUGAUGAUGGGCGAGGGCAGCAGCGGUAACAACAACAGUAACGACAAUGACAACAGUAACGAGGACGUCAACGUGAACGUGAACUUAUAG
This is a messenger RNA of Canariomyces notabilis, 1029 nucleotides long. RefSeq lists its product as uncharacterized. Gene Ontology annotation, biological process: snRNA transcription by RNA polymerase II; snRNA transcription by RNA polymerase III. Lineage: Eukaryota; Fungi; Ascomycota; Sordariomycetes; Sordariales; Chaetomiaceae. The transcript is spliced from 3 exons. Gene Ontology annotation, molecular function: RNA polymerase III type 3 promoter sequence-specific DNA binding; RNA polymerase II cis-regulatory region sequence-specific DNA binding. The coding region runs from base 1 to 1029 and encodes 342 amino acids. Gene Ontology annotation, cellular component: snRNA-activating protein complex. The record is from RefSeq and is a predicted model, not a curated record.